This is a messenger RNA of Scheffersomyces coipomensis, 1599 nucleotides long. RefSeq lists its product as uncharacterized. NCBI's taxonomy places the organism in Eukaryota, Fungi, Ascomycota, Pichiomycetes, Serinales, Debaryomycetaceae. Gene Ontology annotation, biological process: N-glycan processing. The transcript has a single exon. Gene Ontology annotation, cellular component: glucosidase II complex. The record is from RefSeq and is a predicted model, not a curated record. The coding region runs from base 96 to 1574 and encodes 492 amino acids.
UUUAAACGUUGCGAAGGUUUAAAAUAUAAAUUUGUCGAUUUCAAUUUAAACCAUCAUCAAUCUCAAUUCAGGGAAGUUAAUAGAAGGAAUAAGUCAUGAAGGUAAUUGGCUUGCUAUCAUCAGCAUUGAUAGUAUCGAAGUUGGCAAUUGCAAUUGAUACUGAAAUCAGAGGAGUAGAACCAUCUCGAUUGAAGCUUUAUGAUCCAAUCGUUGAUCCAAUCACGGGGAAGAAGACAUGGAGAUGUUUAAACAAUCCAGAAAUCAUAUUGUCUUAUGAUCAGAUUAAUGAUGAUUAUUGUGAUUGUCCUGAUGGUUCAGACGAACCAGGUACCAAUGCAUGUCCCUACAAUCCUGAUCACAAGUUUUACUGUGCCAACAAGAAUCAUAUUCCAGGUUAUAUUGAAAAUUAUAAAUUGAAUGAUGGUGUUUGUGAUUAUGAAAUCUGUUGUGAUGGUUCGGAUGAAUACUUGAGUGGGAAAUGUGAAGAUAAAUGUAAAGAGAUCAAUCAUCAAUUUAAUCAAUUCAAACAAUCUUCCCAGAAAGACAUUGAAAAAUCAUUAAAAUUAAAAUCAAAAUUAGAACAUGAAGCUGCUUCUCGUAGAUUACAAUUAGUGAAUCAAUUAGAAAGCCUUAAUGCUGAAAAGUUGGAAAAGGAAGAAAUUCUCGCUAAUAGUCAAGAUAACUUAGCUGAAGAAGAAAACGGAGAAGAAGGUUCAACAUUGUCCAAUGUCAUUUUACCUCAUUUAGAUGAAAUUUCAGUUCAUUUGAGUAAUUAUCACAGAAGUUUACAACUUAGAGAAGAACAAUUACAAAAUCUUGAAAAGAUAUUAGCUGGACUUACCAAGAAUUAUAAUCCAAACUUCAAUGAUAUUGCUGUUAAAGAAUCCGUAAAUAAAUUUCAAGAAUAUGUGUCAAAUAAAGAAGAAGCACUCAAAGCAGAUUUAGAAAAAGCCAAAGAAUUACUUAGACUUGUGGAAGAUCACUCCAAGGAAUUUGCCGAUCCUGGUAUUAAACAAAAAUCAUAUGAACCACCAACUUUGAAAAAUAUGAUUUUACAUUACUUCAAUCAAUUCAAAUCUGCAAUACAAAUUGAUGAAAACGUGGAUGUUGGUUCAAACAAGAAAAUCGUCAAUAAUGCUCAAGCCCAAGUGAUUCAAAAGGAACUUGAAGAUAUCGACUUACAAAUAGAAAUCAUAAAUGAAGAUUUAGAAAAGGAUUAUGGUCCCGGUGAUAUUUUAAGAGCUUAUAAAUCUACAUGGGUAGAAGGUGAUGUAGGGGGAUAUAAUUAUAAAUUAGGGUUUCUUGAUGCUAUCUAUCAAGAUGAUGUCUUAAUUGGUAAGUAUGCUGAUUUCAAAGAUAAUCAAUUAUUCUACAAAGGGGGGGCUAAAUGUUGGAAUGGACCUCAUAGAUCAGCAACCAUUGAUUUAACUUGUGGAUCCGCUAAUCAUAUCUUAUCAGUGAGUGAACCACAAGUAUGUAAAUAUUUGAUUGAACUUGUUACUCCAUUAGCGUGUAAAGUUCUUUCUGAUGAAGAAAUAUUAUCUAAUUUUAAAAUCGACAGAAGUAAAUUAUAAUUCUUGAUACAUAUAUAUACAUAUA